This is a messenger RNA of Maudiozyma saulgeensis, 507 nucleotides long. Lineage: Eukaryota; Fungi; Ascomycota; Saccharomycetes; Saccharomycetales; Saccharomycetaceae. The record is from the annotation of a GenBank genome assembly.
AUGAGUUCACUAAUACCCAGACUAUUUAAUUCUACUACUGCUCGUGCAGCUUCCUUUAAUAUGAUGAGAUCAACAACGAUAACGACGUCGUCCUUAUUAAUAUCAAAGAGAUCAUAUCAUCCAAAAGUUAUUGAACAUUAUACUAAUCCAAGAAAUGUUGGUUCUUUAGAUAAAAAAUCUAAAGAUGUCGGUACAGGUAUUGUUGGGGCUCCUGCCUGUGGUGAUGUUAUUAAAUUACAAAUUCAAGUUGAUGAUAAGACAGGUAUAAUUGAAAAUGUUAAAUUUAAGACAUUUGGCUGUGGUUCAGCUAUUGCUUCCUCAUCCUAUAUGACAGAAUUAGUUCAUGGUAUGUCUAUUGAUGAUGCUGCAAAGAUUAAAAAUACAGAAAUUGCAAAAGAAUUAUCUUUACCUCCUGUUAAAUUACAUUGUUCAAUGUUAGCUGAAGAUGCUAUUAAAGCAGCAAUUAAAGAUUAUAAGACAAAGAGAAAUUCAACAGUUUUGCAUUAA